AUGUCCUCGAUAGACCCACCUAUAGGUGCUCUCGUCGAGAUAUCAAACGGUCGGGGAAUCGUCCGUUUCUGCGGAACGACAUCCUUCGCACCAGGCAAAUGGGUUGGGAUCGAGCUGUACGAGCCGAAGGGGAAGAAUGACGGCUCUAUCAACGGGAUCGCAUACUUUUCGUGCAGACCGCUGUGUGGCGUGUUCAUACGUCCAAGCCAGGUAAAAGUCAUCUCUGCUGAACCUGAGCAACUCUCCGUGAGCCGACCUCAUCCAGGCGUCGCGCGAUCCGGGUCUGGUCAUCAGCGUACGCCAAGCACGGGUGUGUCACGCGCUGCGUCCCUCCGUUCGGCCGGUGCAUCGUCGUCAUCGCGUUCGUCAAGUCCAGUGAAGCCCCCGGCUUCGUUGAUGCCCCUUCUUCCAUCCGGAACAGCCAGUCCACGCAUCUCUCGCCUGGCACCACCAUCGUCACCCGUGAAACGCAUCUCUUCGCUCGCUCUUCAACCGCGCAAGUCUUUCCCUCGCACAUCCUCUGGAGACAGCAGCGGUCCUCUUAGUCCUGCACUUCAAACCCCACGUAGCAACCGGUUACCAGUCCAAGACACAACUAUUGUGACGUCCCAACGAGCUACUUCCCCAUUGUCUCUCCCUCCUCAAACCGGGUCACCAACCAGAUCUGAACCUGCCGAACCUCAGCUACCACCCGAACCUGUAGCAGUUUCAUCUCUUCCUUCCCUAACAAGCGGAUCAGUUUCAUCCCCUAUUGUACCUUCCCUGAGUGGUGGACCCCUCCAAGCACCCACCAUACCGGUAUCGAGAGAACCAUCGUCGCAGAGCGUUGCGCGCAGUGUCGAUGAUACAGAGCUUCAAGAACUUCGUGCAAAGACGCGUGUUUUGGAAGCGAGGCGGGCGGAUGACGCGCGACACAUUCGCGAACUUGAGACUCGUCUCUCAGAGGCCGAGUCUUUCGUGGCUAUUAGACCUAAACUACAAGCAAAGCUCAACCAACUCCAAACUGAGCUCAUCGCAACGCGCCGCGAGCUUUCAGACGCGCAACAACUAGCGCAGCUUUCCGAUAACCGUGGCAUAGAUGCCCACGAGCAAUUGGAAAUGGCGAUGUUGGAUAAGGAAGUGGCUGAAGAGAAGGCGGAACUUGCACAGGCAGAACUGGAGGAGACGAAGGAACGACUCGCCCGCAUGGAAGUAGAGUUACAGGUCCUGAAAGAGGGCGGCGCUGCCGGGGAUGAUGGAGAUCCGAACGUCAAGACCUCUUUAGCUUACAUUCAACUGGAGAAGCAUAAUGAGCGUCUCAAGGAGGCACUCAUCCGUUUGCGUGAUAUGUCUCAAGAAACAGAGCAAGAGCAGCGCCAUCAUAUCGCCGAACUAGAGAGAGACAUUGCCGGGAUUGAUGAACUUCAAGAACAACAUGAAUCUACGUUAAUCAAAUUAUCAAAUGCCGAAACACAGAUUGAAGAUUUGAAAUCACAGCUCGAUGUUGCACUCGGAGCAGAAGAUAUGGUGCUUCAUCUCACUGAGCGGACCAUCCAGUACACCGAGAAAAUUGAGGAGAUGCGUAUCACUAUCGAAGACCUUGAGGCCCUCAAGGAACUUAACGAUGAACUCGAAGAGAACCAUGUUGAAGCUGAGAAGGUUUUGCAAGCAGAAAUCGAUUCCAAGGAUGGGCAGAUCCGAGAACAACUCCAGAAAAUCUCAACACUCGAGGAUGCUUGUCAGGAUCUCGACAAUACCAUUGGCCAAUUCCGCGAGCUUGUCCUUCAGCUGCAGAGUGAACUUGAUACGUUAAGGACGCAAACUCAAAACGCACAACACGAAUCCGCUGCUGCCGCUUCUCAGACCGCUGCGAUGAUGUCCCUUAACUUGAAACUACAGUCGUCCGCAGCCAAGAACCAAGCCAAGACAGUCGAGCUUGAGAUUCGCAAGCUCGAGACACGAGAAACACGGGAACUCCUGACUAUCAUACAGCCGUACUUGCCGCAAGUGUACAUGGAGAAUGACAGUGAUGCCACAAGUUGUUACCUCUUCUUCCAGCGCUUAGGGUGGAAGAUAGAUAUCAUCAACAACAUUGUCGGGCAAGCACAUGGGUUACCAGAGUCCCUUAAUGGCUCAGUAUCGGAGACACUUGUUGGUAUCUGUGAGAUGCGCGGUCGUGCUGCUUAUCUUUCUACUCUCUGCAAACGCUUCGCUGCUGUGCUUCGACGAUGCGAUCCAACGUCAUUCUUGAAUGCUGGCAGGAUCUAUCCUGAAGUCGCCCCCAUGGAGAAGCGCAUUGACAUGCAUGUUGAUCUUCUCAGGCGAGACGAAUUCCGAGAAAUGGAAUUCGUCAGCGAUGUUCUCAAAUUGCAAGGCCAGUUUGACCAUCUUGCAGAGACGUAUUUCAAUGGGUACGAUUAUGAUCUUGGUGAAAGAGAACUUGGAUAUGCGCUGUCGUUUGACUACGAUCUCGAUGCCGUCGCUGCUUCGAUCGGUCUAACGAAGACAUCUGUUGCUUCCAUCCUACACGACGAGGACGUUCUUCUCGACAUGGGAGGAUACGAUCCGGAGACUGAGCUCUUCGAACCUUUGCAAAAACUCCUUGAUCAGUGCAAGAGUGCCAAGGUUCUUUCCAAAAAGCUCACCAAACGACUAGAAGAUGUGAUACAGGAUUCGGCAGCUCUCAAGGCACAUUUGGUACCGCACCUCAAGUCCCUCAGUAACGCUGUGCCUGAACUUGUGAACUUCGGUAUAUCUCUCGCUCAACAAGUAAUACCUCACCUCGGCGACGCUCGCAGCGCCAAGUCGUCGUUCCAGCUGACUACCGUAUUGUCGUACGCGAAACAGACGGCCAUGUCUACUGUUGCGAAGGAUAUGCGACCCGGCACUUCCUGGUGGGAAGCCAAUGUAUGGAAGAUUACCGGCACACCACCUUGGGUGGCACGGAUUGAAGAAAUCCGGGCAAGUACUGCCGUCAACGCCGAAGCUGAACGCAAGGCCGCACAACUGCAGGAAGAAGUUCAAGGCCUUGUUCGCACACUGAAGGCCAGAGAUCAGAACCUUCAGGAAGCGAGUGUCAAAAUUGAGCUUAUGGACCGUCGCAUGGAGGCCGUUAAGAAGCAGGCGGAUACUAUUAUCGAACUUGAAAUCGAGCUCUCAAAGGCGAGGAAACAAGAAAGGGCUUACGAGGAGGCUAUGGAACAAUUACAGGCAGAUUUGGAUACAUUAGAGCAAGACAAUUCCAAGCUGAAAGCAAUGGCUGCUCCAGAGAAACAAACGACCGGUAACCAACCUGCAGAACCCGACAAUGCACCUAUCGAAGGCAGCUUUGAAACGUCCCACCUACUUGAUCAGAUCGAGGCUCUUCGUGGGACAGUGCGUUUCUUGCGGACAGAGAACUCGUACCUCAAAGGACAAGACCUCCUUAAAGAAAUACAGGCAUUGCCACCUCUCCCAGAUCCCGUCACCCGAAUUGCCACCCCUCCAUUGGAUCCCCCAGGUACCUCAGACACUGACGAGUCGGACUAUGACAUCCCGAGCACACCUCCGACGUUACGCUCGUUGGCAACGGAAACGAAGGUGCUCUACCGUGAUGUGAUCAAGUUUUCUUCUUCCCCUCGCGUAGUGGACCUUUCGGUGCUCCGUGCUAAACGCGCAGAAGGCGAAGGAAAGGCCGGAAGGGGUUGGUUGCGCAAGAAAGACAUGCCCGCACAUCAAAUUCUCGAGCGGAAAUUGGAAGCGGAACGCUUGCGCAAGCGCGUGAAAGGUCUUCUGGAUCGCGCGAGCGUGCUUUGA
Pisolithus orientalis is the source of this 3774-nucleotide messenger RNA. RefSeq names its product dynein associated protein-domain-containing protein. The transcript is spliced from 19 exons. The record is from RefSeq and is a predicted model, not a curated record. Gene Ontology annotation, biological process: establishment of mitotic spindle orientation; nuclear migration involved in conjugation with cellular fusion. NCBI's taxonomy places the organism in Eukaryota, Fungi, Basidiomycota, Agaricomycetes, Boletales, Pisolithaceae. Gene Ontology annotation, cellular component: cell tip; spindle pole body; microtubule associated complex. The coding region runs from base 1 to 3774 and encodes 1257 amino acids.